This is a messenger RNA of Ostrinia furnacalis (Asian corn borer), 4616 nucleotides long. RefSeq names its product phosphatidylinositol 4-phosphate 5-kinase type-1 alpha. Gene Ontology annotation, biological process: phosphatidylinositol phosphate biosynthetic process. The coding region runs from base 198 to 2870 and encodes 890 amino acids. Gene Ontology annotation, cellular component: plasma membrane. NCBI's taxonomy places the organism in Eukaryota, Metazoa, Arthropoda, Insecta, Lepidoptera, Crambidae. The record is from RefSeq and is a predicted model, not a curated record. The transcript has 14 exons. Gene Ontology annotation, molecular function: 1-phosphatidylinositol-4-phosphate 5-kinase activity.
ACACAGUUACAAUGAGCGGUCGUGUCAGUCGAAUGCUUCGGGCGAGCGUUUUCGCGUAAACUAAUUGAUUUCUUCUAAUUAAAUUAUAGUGAAUCAUUGUGCUAGCGAUGCAAGUGUGAUGUGAGCCAUGAGAAUUAAUAUUGUGCAUACAUUGAAUCGAGAGACUUCAAAAUAGGGGGUGUAACAGGAAAACAAAAAUGGCCUCGGGGGACAGUGAUCAUAUCGAAGUUAUGGAUAGCACAGUCCCCAAAAAGACUGAAAGCGCAACCGGGCCAUCGGGCUCCGAGGACGAUGAACGCGAUAAAGCCUCGAUCGCUGAAAAAAAUGCACCAUACGACCCGGCAGUGGGCCCCUCGGGGGCCAUCAGCAAAGUGCACAAGUCGGACCGCAAGAUCGGUCACAGGAGAGUGGGGGAGGGCGGCGAGAUCACAUACAAGAAGAUCCAGUCUUCCCAGAUCAUGGGAUCCAUACAACUUGGAAUCCAACACGCAAUCGGCGGUCUGGCAUCCAAACCUGAGCGUGAUCUGCUCAUGCAGGACUUCAUGACAGUGGAGACAACCAACUUCCCGCACGAGGGCUCGAACCACACGCCCGCGCACCACUACUCCGAGUUCAAGUUCAAGACGUACGCGCCGAUCGCGUUCCGCUACUUCAGGGACCUGUUCGGGAUACAGCCCGACGAUUUCCUGAUGUCAAUGUGCAGCGCGCCUCUUCGCGAGUUAAGCAACCCCGGAGCGUCGGGCAGCAUAUUCUACCUGACCAACGACGACGAGUUCAUCAUAAAAACAGUCCAACACAAAGAGGGGGAGUUUCUGCAGAAACUGCUGCCCGGUUACUACUUGAAUCUCGAUCAGAACCCGCGCACAUUACUACCGAAGUUCUUCGGACUAUACUGUUACCAGUGCAACAGUAAGAACGUGCGACUGGUUGCUAUGAAUAACAUACUGCCGUCGUCUGUGAAACUGCACCAGAAGUAUGACUUGAAAGGAUCCACUUAUAAGAGAAAGGCGAACAAAAGCGAAAGAACAAAGAAGUCGCCGACGUACAAAGACCUGGACUUCAUGGAGCACCAUACAGAGGGCAUAUUCUUGGAGGCAGACACGUAUAGUGCGCUCAUCAAGACCAUGCAACGCGACUGCCGAGUCUUGGAGAGCUUUAAGAUCAUGGACUACUCCCUACUAGUCGGCAUCCACAACCUGGACGAAGCGCAACGGGAGAAGACCGAAGCUCGGAAAAGAACGGACUCGGGACAGAGCGACGACGACGCGGAUGGAGAACCUAAGAAGAGCGGAUUGAAUAGGACGAGAUCGGAUCAGGGGAAAGAAGAUUUCGGGGCGCAAGUCAAACGGACACAAUCUAUCAAUCGGCAGCGAUUGGUAGCUCACUCCACGGCCAUGGAGAGCAUCCAAGCUGAAAGCGAGCCUAUUGAUGAGGAAGAGGACGUGCCACCGGGCGGUAUUCCGGCGAGGAACGCGCGCGGGGAGCGGCUCCUACUCUUUCUGGGCAUCAUCGAUAUACUACAAUCGUAUCGGCUGCGGAAGAAGCUAGAACACACGUGGAAAAGCAUGAUACACGACGGGGAUACAGUUUCAGUGCACAGGCCAAGUUUCUACGCACAGAGGUUCCUUGACUUCAUGGCAAAAACCGUAUUUAAGAAGAUACCUUCGUCAUUGAAACACUCACCGUCGAAGCGGAAGAGCAUCGCCAAGCCGACCAGAGCGCAGGAAGAUAUCGAUACGCCUGGGCGAAAAUACGUCGGGCGGCCUAUUAAAGACUACAACCCAGAUUAUCUAAGGCAGAGCUCUAGGUUAUCCCCUAGAUCUUCGAUAAGAUCUAGCAUGAGCGAUUUCACUGAUACCACCAUCUCAACGUGGAACCAAAGACAUCCGCAAGCCGCCACGGAAUACCCGUCAGUCUUGUCUGACAGACUCAAAAUCUUAGACAGGGAUAGAAUCAACACUUUCCAAAGACGAAUAGAUUUUGACACGUCAAAUCUACCCAUGAGAGAUCCAGGGACGUCGUACGCUGAUAAUGUAUACAGGGCGUCGAUACAAGAACGAAUGGAAUCAUUAUCAGAUCAACUAACUAAAGUUCUCAGCACUGGUGCUGGCAGUUCACAUAUAAACGGCAGUUUAGCAGACAGCGGCAUACAAACUGACAAUACAAGUACUAGCGUACCUCAAAUAUACAUUGAAACGCAAACGCACACCCCAAAAUACAGAGACGCGGCUGUAGACACAAGAAACGAAAAUAAUCUACAAGAAAUACCUUUUAUAGACGAAGAUGAUGACGAUUCGAAGUAUAUUAGGAAAAGAGGCUUAAUUCCAGAGAAGCAUAAAAGCAUGUCAAAUAUUCCGGAAAGAAUCGACGAAGUGAGUUCCAAAGAGCAGUCCAAUGAGAGACUAUCCAGCAGUUUUAACAGAGCCAAAUCGCCGACUUUCGUAGAGAAAUUCAAGAAAUUCUUCGUCGAUAUCGGCCUAGUUAAAUCUGAAAGUGCGCCCAACACAGAAGCUAAUUCAAACACGCUGCCAAAAAGUCUUAAUUCUAGUUAUAGAACAAGGAGCGUGUCUCCAGCCCAAGUCGAAGCUAGGGAAGCGUCCACACUACCCAAGGACAUGCGAUUCCGUAAAGUCAGGUCCACACAGACUGUAUACAUAAAACAAGAUUCGCCUUUACCACAGAGGGAUCAAGAAUUCCAAACAAAAGAACACGUCUCGGUCGUUCAGCUAAAUGGCGACGAGCACAUUAAAGAUUCAGAAUCAGAGAGGGUAGUCAAGGAGAUUGUAUACAUCAAGUCUAUAGAGAAAGCCGAGAUAUAUACAGGAAAUGACAGCGGUAGCACGAUCAUAGUUAUUCCACCAGCCGAUUGAAGACUAGAAAAUUUAGUUCUUGGAUACGUUUCUUCAGCAGAACAAGCUGUAUUUCAUGGAGGUAGGCGUCUAGUUUAUGUAAAUGAAAUGUAGGUGUUGUUUGUUAGUUAACCUUGAAAUGUAUACGUGUUAUUUUAGAUAUUAUUUGACGACAGCCACUACGAAAGUAUUCGUAAUUUAAAUUUUAAUAGUCCUGUAUAUUUUAAUAGCUUUAAAACUAUAUUCAUUGUACUUCCUAUCCUAAAUAUGAAUAAGUGAUUCGAGUGAUAUUAAAAAGGCUAUUAAAAUAUGAAACUAAUUUAAAACCUCAACCAAAUACUAGAAAUGCAAAUUAAUGUAUUUUAUAUAAAUCUUAUUUAUUAAGAUUGCAAUCCUAAAAUAUACAUCGAUAAAAUUGUAUACAGUUGAUGUUAUUUAUUGAAAAUAACUACAUAAUACUUGUUUUUGUUAAAUCUUUUAUCAAGUACGUUAGUGUUAUGGAGAUAUUGACUAAAUAUACAUGUGUAAAAAUGCCUUAAUACUGUUACGUAAUUAAAUAUACAUUUAAAAGAAAAUUGUAUACACAAUGGUGUUCAAAAUGAAUAAUAAUUAUUAUUAUUAUAAAAUCAAUAACACCAUAUUGUAUACAGUUUCAUAUAAAUUACUUAUUUACUACACAAAAACAGAAAAUCACUGUACUACGUGUAUAUUCACUGUAUCUGCAGGUGUUUGAAUGAACCUAUCUAAAAUACAAAUCAAAUUUCUACCAGAAUCAAUGGCAAAUUACAAAAACCUUUUCUAAAUGGUGCUUAUUAUUUAGUCAUAAGCUAUGCCAUUUUUGAUGAAGUCAAAAGACUGAUUGAUAUUACAAAAUUUUACGGAUUUCAAAGGUAAUUCUUCAGUUCAUAAAUAACACUACAUACUUUUUUAUGGUUAUAAAACGUAUACAUCAUCUAUACCGCACUACUGUAGUGUGAUAUUUUGAGUAGUAUAAAAUAUUAUUAUUAAAUUGAUUUAGAUACUUAGAACCUCAUUAGGCUACCAAAAAAAAAAUUAAAUUGCAGUUAAGUAGUGUGGUCUGUGGUGUAUCUGACAAAUACAUGAAACCGCUGUAUAUUUUACUAGAGCUGUCCUUCAGUUUGUUUUUCAGUAUUCCAACUAAAUGUAUUAUGAUUAUGUGUGUGCGGUUUUCUUUGAGAUUCCAAGUGGUUACUACCAGCCAAUUUCUGUGGGAAAUUGAGCUUUGUGUGUACUGUCCAAAAGCUAUUGUAGCACUUCAGGUUAUUAGUUGUUUAGUCAAAGUUCCGCAUUUUUAGUAUACGUAUUUCGAUUGUAUACAUAAAAAAGUAUACAAUGUUUAGAACAUCACUAAAAUAUUUAUUUGUUGUCACUAAAACAACUUAGUAGUUAAUUAAUAUUUUCAGUAAUAAAAUCACAUUAAUUUAAUAACUUGGAAGUGCGUAAGCAAAAUAUUGUUUUAUGAAUGAAUUUGUUAUUCGACUGACUUGAUAAAUAAUAAUUAUCACUUUUAUUAAAUUUGACAUUCCCUGUCCCUAGUUAUUUAACGAAAGAGUAUUAAAAAUUCGUCACAAACAUACUUCAUUUAUCAUUACCUCCAUUAAAAAGACUAGCUCUUUUUUAAAUUGUACAUAAAAUAUUAAAUAACUAUGGAGCUUAUUUAAAAAUCCAGUUUUAAUAUACGAAAUAGAAUUAUUUGUUCGUAUUUAUUGAAGAGUUGUAUAUCUCGGUAAAAUGUGUAUAUGUUAU